AUAGUCAUAGUCCUAGUCUUCCAAUUCCGUGGCAGCGGCGACAGCCUCCUCGUUCGCCUGCCCCCGAAAUCCCAAAUCGCACGUCCCCAGUUGCUAGACCCGCGCGCCCGAUUAAUCCCAUCCUCCCGCGUUGACUCGGAGGCGUCCGGAUCCGGCGAUCGCCGCGCAAAAGCGAUUGCCUCAAACCCCGCGAUAAAUCGCCGCCCUCCGCCUCUGCCGUCCCCCAAACCCCGGAGCCGUUCCCGGAGUCACCGCGGUGCAGAAUCGGAGGUCUCCGAGAGGUGAGAGUUUCCAUGGCUUCUCCUUCCGGGCAGGCAUCAAAUGGCCGCCGCUCUCGGCGCUUGAUGGCUACAACGGAAGUUCCUUGCGACGCUCCCUUGGGUAGAUGGGUGCCAAUUAUUUCCUGCGAUGUUCUGGCUGCGCACGAAACUGCCAAAACUGCGACGCUUCAUGCGACUAAGCGGUUGGUAGUGCUGGGCUGCGCAAGUUCAGGGAACUCUUCGUGUGCUUUCAACCACAUUUUGAUGCGUCCUGGUGGUGCUGGAGCUGCCACGUUCUGGUUGUUGAGAGGACUUUGUUCUAAGUACAGUAGCGAGGAAGGCUUGCUGAGAUGUCUAAUCUCUCAGACCCCUCAAACGAAGAUGCUUCACCGGACGGUUCAAUUCCUAUCCAGAAAACUGGAGCCUGGAGUAACACAUUGAACACUCUUCUGCAGCAAGCCUCAGUUUAUGGUGUGGCUGCUGGCUAUUGUCUCUCGGCAUCUCUACUUUCCAUCAUCAACAAAUGGGCAAUCAUGAAAUUUCCAUAUCCUGGAGCCCUGACAGCUUUACAGUACUUCACUAGUGUUGCUGGAGUUCUCCUGUGUGGACAGCUAAAGCUUAUUGAGCAUGAUGGCCUUAAUUUGAGAACUAUGUGGAAGUUCUUACCUGCUGCUGUGAUGUUCUACAUCUCCAUCUUCACAAACAGUGAGCUCCUUCUGCAUGCCAAUGUGGACACGUUCAUCGUGUUUCGCUCUGCCGUGCCGAUAUUCGUCGCCAUUGGAGAGACAUUGUACCUUCACCAACCAUGGCCAUCAUUCAAGACAUGGCUUUCACUUUCCACUAUACUUGGUGGAAGUGUGAUUUAUGUUUUUACAGACAACCAAUUCACUGUGACUGCUUACACCUGGGCAGUGGCUUACCUAGCGAGCAUGUCCAUUGAUUUCGUGUACAUCAAGCACGUUGUCAUGACCAUUGGGCUGAACACAUGGGGCCUUGUGCUAUACAACAACCUUGAGGCUUUGAUGUUGUUCCCCCUUGAGCUCCUUAUAAUGGGAGAGUUUGAUCAGAUGAAGGUCGACAGCUCUAAAGUGUCAAACUGGCUUUCAUUCGAUGUGAUCCUUCCUGUUGCUCUCUCAUGCCUAUUUGGUCUAUCAAUCUCCUUCUUCGGGUUCUCCUGCAGACGGGCUAUCUCUGCUACCGGAUUCACAGUGCUCGGCAUAGUGAACAAGCUACUGACUGUCGUGAUCAAUCUGCUUAUCUGGGACAAGCAUGCCUCCCUUGUUGGUACAAUUGGGCUCCUGAUAUGCAUGUCAGGAGGUGUUCUCUACCAGCAAUCCACCACAAAACCAAAGGCGCCCAAGGUUGAACCGAAGGAAGAGAACGAUGAGGAGCGGCAAAAGUUGCUGCAGAUGCAGGAGGGGCAUGAGGGAAGUUCAACUCAGAAGUAAGCCUCAUAAACCUGACAAGGAAGUUCCUCCUCCUUUGCAACAGCUUCCCCUGAACAUUUGUGCGCUGGUUGAUGCUUGGGAAGAGAACAUUUGGCUGAAGGUUAUUCCUGGACUAGCUGCUGCGAAGUCUAGAAAUGCAUUAGACGCCAGAAAUCAUAGAGGAUACCAAAUUAUCGUUAUGCAAUUCUUUAUUAUUGUAUAACGUUUUUUCAUUUGUUAGACAAGACAAGAUUGUCUGGUAGGGUACCAGGGACUUCUCAGACAUACGCGCGUUGAAUGCCUCGUAUACGAAAGCAAGCAUGCUAUAUAUUUAUCGCUAAUAUGAUCUUGUGUUUAUUCA
Phragmites australis (common reed) is the source of this 2048-nucleotide messenger RNA. RefSeq names its product GDP-mannose transporter GONST3-like. Gene Ontology annotation, cellular component: Golgi apparatus. Gene Ontology annotation, molecular function: GDP-fucose transmembrane transporter activity; antiporter activity. The transcript is spliced from 3 exons. The coding region runs from base 611 to 1708 and encodes 365 amino acids. The record is from RefSeq and is a predicted model, not a curated record. Lineage: Eukaryota; Viridiplantae; Streptophyta; Magnoliopsida; Poales; Poaceae.